Molecule: messenger RNA, 1476 nt
Organism: Clavispora lusitaniae ATCC 42720
Lineage: Eukaryota; Fungi; Ascomycota; Pichiomycetes; Serinales; Metschnikowiaceae
Gene: STB3
Product: Stb3p
Biological process (GO): positive regulation of transcription from RNA polymerase II promoter by glucose
Cellular component (GO): nucleus
Molecular function (GO): sequence-specific DNA binding
Source: RefSeq, a predicted model, not a curated record
AUGUCGCAAGUUUCGCCGCUCUUCGAAGCGCCAAGGACAAACUUGAACACAAACACAAACAUAAACACAAACGUUGACGCCCACGGCACCCCAAACACAAACCCAAGUGCACACAUAGACAUACACAGAAACGUGGCCAAUGUGCACACACAGACGGAUACCAGCGGGGGCCAAGGAGGGGCCGUGAAAACAGAAGCAGGCGCCGCCGCCGAUAUGGCUGCAAAAAACGAGUCUGUGGCGGAGGCCAAACCAGACCCAGACAGGAAGCCGUCGAAGCUCUCGACGCUGUCACCCGAGGCGCUUCGCGUGGCGGCAGAAAUCACGCCGCACCGCCUUGCCAACCUCUUGAUCCGCAAGGGGCCAUUGGCUAUUCGCGUGAUUACGGCGCAAUUGGCCGCCGAGGUGCCCGGCUUUGAGCUCUUGUCGCUUCUGAAACAGCGCAGACUCAUUAUGGCAGCCAUGGAACAGGGCGACGCAGCAAACAACGUGGUGUUCGAGAAAAUCGGCUGGGGCCAGUGGGCCGUGCGCCGCUCCGGCCUGGACUACAUCGUCACCGAUGCGGGAACAGAGCCCGUCAGUGUGCACGAGUUGCGCGAAAAGGCCAAGUUGGGCUGGUCCAAGAAAAGCGCUGCGGCGGCGCGGCGUGACUCCAUCAGCAAGGGCGGGUUGCACAGUGUGCGGGUUCCGGACGAGCACGGCGUGCAGAUGUCGGGCGACCACGGCAUGCGGUCGCCAGAGAAUGAGAGCGACUCUGCCCUGGAUUCGGACGACGACAUGGACAUGCUUGAGCAAAGCCAUAUCGACGUGCAGCGCGAGUCGCACCGCGAGACGUCUUCCAGAGCACGGGCUGAAGUGCAGCAGCUCAGCCGAGGCCGUCCUGACGACACCGCCAUUGCCGAGGACUCGGACGAGGAGGAUCUUUUUGCCUUUGACGAGGACCACAAGUCGCCGCCCUUGUUUGCGCAACGUGUGCCAACAAAGAUCAGCCCACCGCCUGUGCACGGACGGCGCAAGUCGUCGUCGGCAGUAUCCAACGGCGUGGCAAAGAACACAAACUAUUCACGGCACCAGAUUUUUAACCGCAACCGCUUAAACUCGCUCGAAAACUUGGACAAUUACAUUGUGUCGUCCGCACGCAACCUGCUGUUUUCCGUGAGCUCGCCGCCGCCAGCCGGUUCUGUAGGGUCGGCCUCGCCGCUCGGGUCUUGGGGCGCCAACCAGGGCGCAUUUGCGCUUGUGGAGCCAUUGGUGCGUGGGCGACGCAAGCUGUCGUUCAACGAGUCAAGCAUGCGGUCAACCCUUCUGGCGUCACGCCGAGAGUCACGCACAGACGCUUCCUCGGAUACGGACGAAGAGGACUGGGCUAGCAUGGGCGCCGAGAGCCUCCGAAAAAACUCAGCUGGCCUGAGCCCAUCGCUUGAUCAGGCGGAGGAGCGCACAGCCGCGCGGGCGUUGGUGAACCUAAUGACGAUUUAG